AUGUGGGCUCCCAAGCAAGCUGGCGAGGAGGGAGGCUAUGACAAAGAUGAGUUUGUGUUGGCUCCCCAGCAAGCUGGUGAUGGCAACUUGGAUGAUGACGCACUAGAUGAUAGUUUGAUUGUUGAACCUGAAUGGGAGCCUCCAGUCGAGGAGCGAGAAGACCAUGGCAGCAUGGACGACCCAGUCACUGCUGAAGACUUGGCCGAUGAAGCAGACCAGGAACAUCAGCACCGUGCUCACAAUAACAUUCAAGCACGUGCACAAGGGCAAUGCGGAUGUACAGUUGUGCCGUACCCAGAUCCAUGCGCUGGUCAAAGAAUAGCCAAUCAAGCCAACUGUCAUGCUGCUAAUGUGGAAUAUGAAGCACAUUUUGUUGAUGUGGAGAAGGAGAACCUGUACCAUCCUUUUUCUUCUAAGAUGGAUUGGGAGGUUGUGAGAUGGGCAAAACUUUGUGGACUGAGUUUGACAGCAUUUUCGGACUUGCUUGCAAUUGACGGGGUCAGUGAAUGCUUAGCACUCUCCUUCAAGAAUGCCAAUGAGCUGAACUCAAUUAUCGACCAUGAGCUCCCAACCAGCCGCCCGAAGUUCAAACGGGAGCAGAUCAUUGUUGCUGGAGAAGCCUUUGAUGUCUAUUACCACAACGUGAUUGAGUGUGUCAGGUCAUUGUAUAGUGAUCCUGACUUUGCACAAUAUCUUGCAUUUGCCCCCGAGCGGCACUAUGCUGAUGAGGAUGAGACUAUUUGUCUCUUUCAUGAUAUGCAUACCAGAAAAUGGUGGUGGGGCACACAGAAAAAACUUGAUCAGCACUGUCCGGGUGGGACCAUCAUUCCCAUCAUUAUCUUGUCGGACAAAACACAAGUAACCUUGUUCCGCAAUAAAUCUGUCUAUCCCGUCUAUCUCACCAUUGGCAACAUCCCAAAAGAAAUCCGAUGCAAGCUGUCAUGCGGGGCCCAUAUACUUCUGGCAUAUUUACCAUCCACACGGCUCGAACAUAUCACCAACAAAGCUUCACACCGGCGAACUAUGGCAAACUUAUAUCAUGCAUGCUUGAGCCGUGUUCUCGCUCCGCUGAAAUCUGUUGGACUAGAUGGACUUCAUAUGGCUAGUGGGGAUGGCACUCUCCGCCGUUGUCAUCUAUUAUUUGCCAGCUUCAUUGGUGACUAUCCAGAGCAGCUCCUUGCUACUGGGAUCAAGUUCGGAGAGUGUCUGAAAUGCGAUAUUGAUGCUGAUGAAAUGGGUAGCAAUACAGCACCUGAGGUGCUUGAUGCCCUCGCUACUCUCGAUGAAGGGAAUCUAUCCUUUGUUCAUGCUUGCUUGGCAGUAGGCAUCAAGCCUAUUGUCCAUCCUUUCUGGGAAGAUCUCCCAUUCGCCAAUAUUUUCCGCGCUAUCACUCCAGACAUUUUGCACCAAUUAUAUCAAGGCUUGGUCAAACAUCUGUUAGGAUGGUUGUCAGCUGCUUGUGGGGCAGCAGAGAUUGAUGCUCAUUGUCGGCGACUUCCACUGAACCAUCAUAUCUGUCUGUUCAGCAAGGGCAUCACUGGCUUGUCACGUAUAAGCGGGACCGAACAUGCACAAAUCUGUCGCUUCCUCCUCAGUAUCGUGAUUGGCAUUCGACUACCCAAUAAUCUAAAUGGAAGCCGGCUUCUACGAGCAGUGCAGGGUCUACUCGACUUCCUCUAUCUUGCACAAUAUCCGUGCCAUAGCUCAGAGACCCUGCAGCUACUGAUCGACUAUACUGAACGGCUUCACAUUGAUUAUGCAAAGGACGCUUACUGUGCCACAAAUCAUAAAGAUGAAUUUGAGAAGAUUUUACACCACAAGAAGUACGUCAAUUGGCGACUUACUGGUGAUCACUGCUCGGAGCCAUACCAUUUGCGUCCCCCCGAUAUGACUUUCCGUCGGCUUCAAACUAUGACGAAGCACCCUAGUGCAAAGGCUGUCAGUAUAGAUAAGCUGGUUGAAGACUACGGGGCUACCUAUUUUCGCGAAGCACUCGCACGCUAUAUCGUACAACUCAACCAUGCCAAUGAUCCUAUCACCCUCAGUGGUCAAGCACUCGAUGUGUUGGCACUCGAUAUUAAGUGGCUCUCAGUAGACGCUCGUCGUCACGGGGAUGCAACAGUCACAUUGGACUCUGUACAUGCCAGACCACAACGGAACUCAGGUUCUCAGAGUCCACUGGCUCGCCGUUCAGAUACGGCUCUUGUGGGCCUUGGUCCAGACACAAAUGAUGUCGUUAGCGCCGGUACCGAAGGUUUCCGUGUUGGGCAAGUACGAGCUAUCUUCGCGUUACCAUCAAAAUCAAUACCGCUCCUCUUUCCGCCAACAAUCUGGGUUCCCAACCACCUAGCUUAUAUUGAAUGGUUCACACCAUUCCCGCCUGCUCCUGAUCGACACCAUGGACUUUACAAGCUCUCGCGAUCCCUGCAUGGUGGUGAAAAAGUGGCAAGUGUUGUCCCAGUGGCGAACAUUGUUCGUAGUGUCCAUCUCAUACCGGAUUUUGGUGCUGUCGUCCCACGAGAGUGGACAAGUGAUACUGUUCUAGAUGAUUGUCAUACUUUUUGGCUGAACUUGUAUUUAGAUAGAUAUACUUUUUGUAUCUUCAAAUAA
This is a messenger RNA of Suillus paluster, 2610 nucleotides long. RefSeq lists its product as uncharacterized. Lineage: Eukaryota; Fungi; Basidiomycota; Agaricomycetes; Boletales; Suillaceae. The record is from RefSeq and is a predicted model, not a curated record. The transcript is spliced from 8 exons. The coding region runs from base 1 to 2610 and encodes 869 amino acids.